Molecule: messenger RNA, 228 nt
Organism: Lodderomyces margitis
Lineage: Eukaryota; Fungi; Ascomycota; Pichiomycetes; Serinales; Debaryomycetaceae
Product: mRNA splicing protein
Exons: 5
Coding region: 1-228 (75 amino acids)
Biological process (GO): mRNA splicing, via spliceosome; spliceosomal snRNP assembly
Cellular component (GO): U2-type prespliceosome; spliceosomal tri-snRNP complex; U12-type spliceosomal complex
Molecular function (GO): RNA binding
Source: RefSeq, a predicted model, not a curated record
AUGUCUGUGACAGAGCCUGAACUUAAAGCUUACUUGGACAAGAAAGUUUCCGUUCAACUAAAUGGAUCACGUAAAGUCAUUGGAAUAUUACGUGGUUAUGAUAUAUUUUUAAAUGUAACGAUCACAGAUGCUUUGGAAGAGAGGAUAGAUGGUGAGAAAUUAAACAUAGGUGUAACGGUUAUCAGAGGAAACUCAAUCGUGUCAUUAGAAUCAUUGGAUAAGAUAUAA